Poecilia latipinna (sailfin molly) is the source of this 1106-nucleotide messenger RNA. RefSeq lists its product as uncharacterized. The coding region runs from base 1 to 681 and encodes 226 amino acids. The record is from RefSeq and is a predicted model, not a curated record. The transcript is spliced from 5 exons. Gene Ontology annotation, molecular function: inositol hexakisphosphate kinase activity. Gene Ontology annotation, cellular component: nucleus; cytoplasm. Gene Ontology annotation, biological process: phosphatidylinositol phosphate biosynthetic process; inositol phosphate biosynthetic process. NCBI's taxonomy places the organism in Eukaryota, Metazoa, Chordata, Actinopteri, Cyprinodontiformes, Poeciliidae.
AUGAACUUUAGAGCACCGAGGAUCAAGAUUGAUGAGCUCCUCCGGUCCACCUCGCCUGUCCUCAGUGACGUCCAGCGUGCUCCCGGUGAUCCUGAAGUGAGCGGCGACCCCCCACUGACUGACACCCUGCGGUUCCGGUGGUUCCUCCGCAUCCUGUCCCCCAGGGCCCAACUUCAGCGCAUCAGGAUUCUGUUGGUGGCGGUUUGGAAUCUCAUUAGACGCUUUAUUAAGUGGCUAUUCGGUCUGGCGCCGCCUCCCCCUGGGGCCGGCGUGCGCUCCCAGCAGCCCGUGGUGCCCUGCGCCGACCCCUCCCGAGCCCAUGUUCAGGGAAUUGCGGUGCGUCCGCCAGGAGCCAUGUGCCUCCCUCCACCCAACAGCAUGGACAGUAAGCAACAGGGGCCGGUGACCGGGGGAGGGGCUGUACCUAAACCACAAGAUGGAGGCGUUUCGCUGGAGCCCUUCGUACACCAGGUGGGGGGUCACAGCAGCAUGAUGCGGUACGAUGACCACACUGUGUGUAAGCCUCUGAUCAGCAGAGAGCAGCGCUUCUAUGAGUCUCUGCCUCCUGAGAUGAAGGAGUUCACUCCCGAGUAUAAAGGUCAGUCGCCGCUCUCUGAUGUUUUGGAUCAGAACCGCUGGGCUCUUCAUGCCGCCAGACCCCAUCUCAAUGCAGCAUUAUAGAACCUGCUGCACACAUUACUGUAACUGAAAUGAUUAAUCAGAUUAAUUGUGAUUAAUCAAUUAUCAAAAUAAUCAUCAACAAAUUUAGUAAGUCUCUCCGAGGUCCAGUAACAUUCGCUCAGCUCAGAAUAACUCCCUGCUAAAUGGCUGGAGUAGCAGAAUGACGCUGAGGAGGAAGGAGAUCCGGAUGUUUAGUGGAAGAGGAGACGUAGCGGCUCUGUUCUCCAUCAACGGCCGCUGCUGGAUCUGCCUGACACCCUGAUGAUGUAGAAACAGACCCAAACAAACGCCGACAGCGUUGGUCCUGUUCCCUGUGUUAGAAGAAAUACUUCAUGGUUGAUGGAGCAGGCGUCUUAUUAAUCAGUCUGUUAAAACAGGGAGUGCUUUUUUUGGCUCUUUUCUUUAAAGCUGGCCUGUUUUACUUC